Anarrhichthys ocellatus (wolf-eel) is the source of this 1998-nucleotide messenger RNA. It is a transcript of the gene pdhx, whose product is annotated as pyruvate dehydrogenase complex component X. NCBI's taxonomy places the organism in Eukaryota, Metazoa, Chordata, Actinopteri, Perciformes, Anarhichadidae. Gene Ontology annotation, molecular function: acyltransferase activity. Gene Ontology annotation, cellular component: mitochondrion; pyruvate dehydrogenase complex. The record is from RefSeq and is a predicted model, not a curated record. The coding region runs from base 15 to 1478 and encodes 487 amino acids. The transcript is spliced from 11 exons. Gene Ontology annotation, biological process: pyruvate decarboxylation to acetyl-CoA.
CUGAGGACGACAACAUGGCGGCCUCCUUGCGUCUGGGUCGUCAGGGGAUUUUAUUUGGCCUUAGAUUAUCUAGUACCCUUGACAGAUGUUUAUUGGCCACGCACCCAUGUCAGGAGAAUGUCAGACACUUCUUUCGGUCGCCGUGGAUCCUCGGUGUCAGCCCAGUCAAAGUGCAAAUGCCUGCACUUUCACCCACCAUGGAGGAGGGAAGCAUCGUUAAAUGGCUGAAGAAGGAAGGUGAGGCAGUGGCAGCCGGUGAUGCCCUCUGUGAGAUUGAGACCGACAAGGCUGUUGUUACCAUGGAGUCUAAUGAAGAUGGUGUCAUGGCAAAGAUAUUGAUAGAGGAGGGAAGUCGCAAUGUGCGCCUGGGCACUCUUAUUGCCCUCAUGGUGGAGGAAGGGCAGGACUGGAAGCAAGUUGACAUCCCCCCUCCGGAAGCUGCAGCUCCACCUGCUGCAGAUGCUGCCGCAGCCGCAGAUGCGCCCCCUGCUGCUCCCUCUCCAGCCUCUCCCCCAAAACCAGCCACGUCAGGACCGUUACGUCUGAGUCCAGCAGCGAGACAUAUCCUGGACACCCAUGGUAUAGACCCAAAAUUGGCCACACCAACUGGACCAAGAGGACUCAUCACCAAGGAAGAUGCAUUGAAUCUCUUGAAGACAUCUCCUGUCCCCAAAGCGACCCCAGCUAUGGCUGCCCCGAGUCCUGUCCCAGCCCUGGCAGCGACCCGUCUGCCCGCAGGCAGCAGACCCAACAUACCUCCUCUCUCCAUACCAGGGAAACCAGGAGCACCGGGCACUUUCACAGAGAUCCCAGUCUCAAAUAUUCGCCGUGUGAUUGCUCAAAGACUGACGCAAUCGAAGACCACCAUCCCCCAUGCGUAUGCCUCUGUUGACUGUGACAUGGCUGCCGUCAUGCAUCUCCGCAAAGACUUGGCCAAAGAACAGAUCAAAGUGUCGGUUAAUGAUUUCAUUAUCAAAGCAGCUGCUGUUACACUUAAAGAGAUGCCAGAAGUGAACGUGACCUGGUCUGGCGACGGACCCCGCGCACUUGAUUCAGUCCACAUUUCAAUCGCAGUGGCAACCGACAAAGGCCUCAUUACCCCCAUCAUCAGGGAUGCAGCAGACAAAGGAGUCCAGGAGAUCUCAGCUAAUGCUAAGGCGCUGGCCCAGAGGGCUCGAGAUGGGAAACUUCUACCAGAGGAGUACCAGGGAGGCUCAUUCAGUAUAUCUAACCUGGGGAUGUUCGGUAUCAGUGGCUUCAGCGCCGUAAUCAACCCUCCUCAGGCUUGUAUCCUGGCCAUCGGGACCUCCAGGUCCGAGCUGCGACUGUGCGAGGAUGACCAGACCCUCUGCACCCAGCAGCUGAUGACAGUCACACUGUCCAGUGACGGCCGACUAGUGGACGACGAAUUAGCCUCGCAGUUUCUAGAUAAAUUCCGCAGCAACCUAGAAGAACCGCGACGCAUGGCCCUUGCCUGAAAAACAAAGUGAGAUAGCUGUAUGAAAGGGACUGGACGGACAAAGCAAGAAAACACCUGCAUAACGAAGCCUGUCUCGUGCUUUCACAAGCACAGAGCUCUUAAAAAGUGGAUUCCUGUUCGUGCUUUGAUUAAGGCUUACAAAAGUAGGCUUGUGCAUAGUAUAAACUUGUUUUUGUGGCUUGCUUCUGACGGAUAAUCAGCAGGCUUUGUGAUGGAGCAGUUAAACUGGGCUUCUGCUAGAGAGUAAGAGGACUGUAGCAGUGGUGCCAAAUACAAGACGAUGUAUAGCGGGGUGCAUCCCACAUAAUGUAAUAGAGGUGGUUGUUCUAUCACACCAGUGUAGUGUAUAUAUAUGAAGUGAUUAUUCCACUUUAAGUUCUAUUUUUCCCUCCCAGUGCAUCCAGUCUGUGUCACUAUUAAUACAUGUGCAAGUGGUGCUGUGAAAAAAAGGUAUUUAUCACUGAACAUCAGGGGCCGUGCAGUCUCCACUAAGGGUAAAGCCCGUAAACCAUUUCCUG